AUGUGGGGGGAAAUAUGGAGGGCUAUUGAGGAUUUGGGGGUUGUUAAUUUGGAGGGUAAGAGGGAUUAUAGAAAACAUAUUGAGGUUUUGGAAAAAGUUGAUAAAAAUAUAGGGUUGGUUGGGAAGGAGAAAGAGAACAUUAGUUACUCGUUUUCUAACGCCAACGGUCAAUUGGGUGGAUUGAUUAUUCCUUGGAAGGAAGGAGGGGUGGAAGUGGUUCAUAGCUUUAAGGAAGAGGGCUUUUUGGGUGUAAAGUUAAUAUGGAGGAGUUAUGUGUAUUAUAUUGUCAAUGUGUACUCUUCUUGCGAUCUCAAUAAGAAGAAGGAAUUAUGGAAUGCGCUUUUAUUGAGGAAGAACAACUAUGUCGAUGGCGAGUGGGUCAUUGGUGGGGACUUUAAUUCCAUUAAGAAUCAUUCAGAGAGGAAGGGGAGGACGGAUCGAGAGAGGAGCGAAGAUUCGAAGGCUUUUGUAAAUUUUAUUAUUGAUAGUAAGCUUCUUGAUAUUCCUUGCAAAGGCAAAUCUUUUACUUGGGAUAUUUCAGACCAAUGUCCUAUUUGGCUAAUCAAGGAUGGGGUGAAUUGGGGUCCUAAACCGUUCAAGGUUAAUAACGAAUGGUUUUCGAAUAGUUCUUUUCUUCCUUUUGUGGAGAAAAAAUGGAGGGAGAUAAAGGUAGAAGGGAGGGGAGAUUUUGUGUUGAAGGAAAAGUUGUGUGUUCUUAAAGAUUGUCUUAAAUGGUGGAACACUGCGAUUUUUGGGAAGUUUGAUUUAGAUGUUGAAAAUAAUGUUCAUGGGUUGAAUGAAGGGGAUUGUGCUUUAGAAAGAGCUUCGGAGGGGGAGAGGAUUGAGAUGCUUGCUAAUAGAAAUGAGACAACUAGUCGCUUUUGGUUGAAUUUGAGAAUAAAGGAGAAUAUGCUAGUUCAAAAAUCUAGAUUGAAGUGGUUAAACGGCGGAGAAUAG
Messenger RNA from Vicia villosa (hairy vetch), 957 nucleotides. RefSeq lists its product as uncharacterized. NCBI's taxonomy places the organism in Eukaryota, Viridiplantae, Streptophyta, Magnoliopsida, Fabales, Fabaceae. The transcript is spliced from 3 exons. Bases 1 to 957 code for a protein of 318 amino acids. The record is from RefSeq and is a predicted model, not a curated record.